AUGAUCAGUGAGUCCGAUUCCACUGUCAGUACUUUGGAGAGAAUCGUAAACAAGGUCGUCCUAGAUUUGGAACUCGAGAACAAGUCAUCGAGGCCAAGCUCGAAACGCAAAAGCACCGAAAUUCCAACACCGACACGUACGUGCAAGGUCACAAGACUCAGCAGUAAUUCCGACCCCGAAGAACCACGUUGUCGCAUUUGUUACGACUCCGGUCAACGUUAUCCGAUCAUAUAUCCAUGCAGAUGUAAGGGAACGAUGGGAGCCAUUCAUCUGAAGUGCCUGGAACGCUGGCUCGAGGAGAGCAACAGGAACAGCUGCGAGCUUUGUGGACACCUCUUCCAAGUGCAACGCACCCCACGUUAUCACGCACUGCAAUCCAUCAUGAUAUGGUUUUGUCUGAGCCAGCGGGAGCACCAACUCUUCGUGCGCAGCGUACGCAUAGAUCUGCUCAGGUGCAUCAUCGUCACGCCGGUGACCAUGGGUUGCUCCUACAUAUGCGUCGUCGCAGCUGAUUUUUACUCCAUGAACAAUUACGACAAUUUCCCGCCUGCAAGGUGGACCACUUACUCCCUACUGGCGAUGAUGACUCUCCUCAUAUUCUCUUACUUUGUCUGGAUGUACAUGGCCAUCCAGUAUCACGAGAGGGUUUGGUUUUACUGGUGGCAGAAGACGAGCAUGGUCAAAGUCACGCUGCCGGUGAACGCCACCGAGGUAGCACGUCGUCCUACCGAAGUGUGUGUACAUCGGUGACCAAGCUUGAAGUGCCCAACGAGAUAUGCCAUG
Orussus abietinus is the source of this 783-nucleotide messenger RNA. RefSeq names its product E3 ubiquitin-protein ligase MARCH3-like. The transcript is spliced from 2 exons. The record is from RefSeq and is a predicted model, not a curated record. The coding region runs from base 1 to 750 and encodes 249 amino acids. NCBI's taxonomy places the organism in Eukaryota, Metazoa, Arthropoda, Insecta, Hymenoptera, Orussidae. Gene Ontology annotation, molecular function: zinc ion binding; ubiquitin-protein transferase activity. Gene Ontology annotation, biological process: protein ubiquitination.